Messenger RNA from Gavialis gangeticus (Gharial), 1487 nucleotides. RefSeq names its product DEAD-box helicase 25 (gene DDX25). The record is from RefSeq and is a predicted model, not a curated record. The transcript has 11 exons. Gene Ontology annotation, cellular component: nucleus; cytoplasmic stress granule. Gene Ontology annotation, molecular function: RNA helicase activity; RNA binding; ATP binding. The coding region runs from base 235 to 1344 and encodes 369 amino acids. NCBI's taxonomy places the organism in Eukaryota, Metazoa, Chordata, Crocodylia, Gavialidae. Gene Ontology annotation, biological process: poly(A)+ mRNA export from nucleus.
GAACGCCCGACCUCCGGAGGAAACAGAACUACAACUAAUAGAGAAGAAGAAGAGGAUGAUGACGAAGCGGAUUUAGCAGAAAAUUCACUUUUAAACAAGCUGAUAAGGAAGUCUCUGGUAGAAUCCAGUCAUCGGGUUGAAGUCCUGCAACGAGACCCAAGCUCCCCUCUCUUCUCAGUAAAAACGUUUGAAGAACUGCAUCUAAAGGAGGAGUUACUCCGUGGGGUUUAUGCCAUGGGUUUCAACAGACCAUCAAAGAUCCAGGAGACUGCUCUUCCUAUGAUGGUAGCCCACCCACCUCAAAAUCUUAUAGCACAAAGCCAGUCAGGGACCGGGAAAACUGCAGCUUUUGUCCUGGCCAUGCUAAGCAGAGUUAAUGCAGCUGUGAAAUAUCCACAGUGUCUUUGCUUAGCUCCAACCUUUGAGUUGGCUCUGCAGACUGGACGAGUGGUUGAACAGAUGGGAAAAUUCUGUGCUGAUGUCAGAGUUUCAUAUGCUGUCCGAGGAAACAAAGUUCCAAGAGGUGCCGUCAUCGAAGAACAGAUAGUAAUAGGAACUCCAGGGACUACCCUAGACUGGUGUUUCAAACUGAGGUUGAUGGAUCUGAAGAAGAUUUCUGUGUUUGUGCUGGAUGAAGCAGAUGUCAUGAUUAACACCCAGGGUUUCUCAGACCAGAGUAUCCGUGUUCAGAGAGCUUUAUCACAGGAUUGUCAGAUGCUCCUCUUCUCAGCAACCUUUGAGGAUGCAGUGUGGCGAUUUGCUGAACGCAUUGUCCCUGAUCCUAAUGUAAUAAAACUCCGCAGAGAGGAGCUGACGUUAAAUAAUAUCAGGCAGUAUUAUUUUCUGUGUGAGAAUAAUAGCGAGAAAUACAAAGCUCUCUGUAAUGUCUACGGCAGCAUCACUGUGGGCCAAGCUAUAGUCUUCUGCCAGACUCGUAGAAAUGCGAAAUGGCUCUCUCUGCAAAUGAUUCAUGAUGGGCACCAAGUAGCCAUGCUGAGUGGGGAGCUGACAGUUGAGCAGCGGGCAGCUAUAAUCCAAAGAUUUCGUGAUGGAAAAGAGAAGGUCCUUAUCACUACGAAUGUCUGUGCUAGAGGUAUUGAUGUGAUACAAGUCACAAUUGUGGUGAAUUUCAAUCUCCCUACAAACCAGUUGCAGCAUCCAGAUUUUGAGACCUACCUCCACCGCAUUGGGCGGGCAGGUCGUUUUGGGAAGAAGGGCCUGGCUUUCAACAUGAUUGAAAGAUAUAACUUGUCUUUGCUACACAGGAUUGAAGAGCACUUCCAAACCAAGAUUAAGAAACUGGACCCAGAUGACAUGGAUGAGCUCGAGAAGAUUGAAUAUUAAGUGUGAACUACAGGAACCCAUGAUAAAAGGGCAGUUUACAUGUUAAAAAAAAUUCAGUGGUUUAAUCUCUACCCACAUUACAGUUACCAGCAUAUUUAAUGUGUCUGAGAAUAUUUAGGAAAAUAAAAAAAUAAUAUGACCCA